AGUGUGGUGAGAGCAGGCUGCUAGCCGAUUGGUUGGCACUAAUCUACGUUAAGGUCUAGGUCACUAAUAUGGGCCGUGAGAAAAUAUGAACAAGCCUGAGUAAACAACCAAUCAGAAGCCUGCGUUUGUCUACCUAAACAACCAAUCAGAUGACUGCGCUUGUCUAUAAUAAUGUAGUUGAAAGAUGUAUAAAUACGUGUUGAUUUUCAUAAUAAAACGAUCUGUUGCCUGGCCCUUGUCUUCUGUUGUUACAUUUGGUGUCGCUGCCUACCGACAAAUGAAAAGCCUAUACCCUGCAGUUUUUGAUGGAGACAUAUGGAUCUUCGGGCAGGACUUCAAGGCUUCUGCGCAGUUGAGUGGCGUUCAAGAUCUGUCAGCGAUGGAGCUGCUACUUGAGACGCUGCUGGGAGGUCGGGCGAAAGCAGCAUAUGAAGGUGUGGGCCGAAGUAUGGACGAAUGUUCGACAGGGUCAGGCAAACAGUUUCCAAAGUGGGAAGGACCAUAUAUGGUCACUUUGAGAUGGGGUUACGCAGACACAGUCGCAAUGGCGAACAAUGAGAGGCGCGUGAACGUCAGCGAGCUCCAGAAAUGGAUACAGCGAGACAAGCCAACGAUGACGCCUGCACCAAGUAGAUCAAGCCGACAUCAGUCGCACGUAUUUGACGGGGGGACGAGUGUGGUGAGAGCAGGCUGCUAGCCGAUUGGUUGGCACUAAUCUACGUUAAGGUCUAGGUCACUAAUAUGGGCCGUGAGAAAAUAUGAACAAGCCUGAGUAAACAACCAAUCAGAAGCCUGCGUUUGUCUACCUAAACAACCAAUCAGAUGACUGCGCUUGUCUAUAAUAAUGUAGUUGAAAGAUGUAUAAAUACGUGUUGAUUUUCAUAAUAAAACGAUCUGUUGCCUGGCCCUUG
Molecule: messenger RNA, 911 nt
Organism: Trichobilharzia regenti
Lineage: Eukaryota; Metazoa; Platyhelminthes; Trematoda; Strigeidida; Schistosomatidae
Source: the annotation of a GenBank genome assembly